GUACAUACAAUUUCAACAUGGCGCUCUCCAUCGUAAAAAACUUGGCCAAGAUCGGUAUCGGUGUUACCGCCGUCUACGUAACUGUGGAACAGGGAUUAUGGGGAGAUCCGUCACAGGGACAGGUCACUGCCAAGAAACUGGCCAACACCCUACCCGCUGAAAAAGAGUACUUUGAGAAGAUUCCGUCAACAACUCAAAUUGCUGAUAAAAUGAGAGAAGGAUGGAAUAGUGGUGUACAGAGGACGUUUUCAGCUCUGUCAGAAAGCCCCCAGACCGUGAAAUCAACAGUACAGAAAUACAUGAAAUAGACAACUUGAAUAAGUGUGUUAUUUAUCAAAUAAUAUAAACAUAGCUACAUCUGCCGUGGGUUUUCUGAGAAUAAAAUUAAUAAAAAACAUAUUCUUUAAAUAUAUUGUUAUUCGCUUUAAUUUCAGCAAAAACAAUUUUUUGCAAAUUUUUUGAAUCAGUGAAAAUACUGAAAUUUUAUAGCAGUAAAAGUUUCUCUUGGGUCCUGCAAGAUGGAAUGUUGAUACUUUCGCGGAAUUUCGACUUCAAGAAUGGCGUCAAAUCGCCAUUACAAAAAUGUUUCACCAAUAGAUAUAGCUUCUAAGGGAUUUGCUGACAAUGAAAUCUAAAAGAGAGCGUACUCACAAAUGUCAGGUAUCGUAGGAAGAUAUUGAAAGUGACGAUCUUUGA
Molecule: messenger RNA, 696 nt
Organism: Saccoglossus kowalevskii
Lineage: Eukaryota; Metazoa; Hemichordata; Enteropneusta; Harrimaniidae
Product: MICOS complex subunit MIC13-like
Biological process (GO): cristae formation
Cellular component (GO): mitochondrial crista junction; MICOS complex
Source: RefSeq, a predicted model, not a curated record